Lethenteron reissneri (Far Eastern brook lamprey) is the source of this 2153-nucleotide messenger RNA. RefSeq names its product procollagen C-endopeptidase enhancer 2-like. Gene Ontology annotation, molecular function: protein binding. Lineage: Eukaryota; Metazoa; Chordata; Hyperoartia; Petromyzontiformes; Petromyzontidae. The record is from RefSeq and is a predicted model, not a curated record.
CAGACGCGAUGCACGUGGCCAGCGGCGCUGCCUCCAUCUGCUAAACAUUUCACUCGGCGCGCUCGCUGCUCGCUCAUCUCACGGCCGGGUGAAGCCGCAGCGCCGCACAGCCUUGCUCACACGCAGCACUGCAAGCAGCAGCAGCAGUAGCUCCACCAGAAGCAGCAGCAGCAGCAGCAACUCCACUAGAAGCUCCUAGAAGAAGCAGCAGCAGCAGAAGCUCCACUAGAAGCUCCACCAGAAGCAGCAGCAGCAGCAACUCCACUAGAAGCUCCUAGAAGAAGCAGCAGCAGCAGAAGCUCCACUAGAAGCAGCAGCAGCAGUAGCAGCAGCUCCACUAGAAGCUCCCAGCAGCAGCAGCAGUAGCAGCAGCUCCACCAGAAGCUCCUAGAAGCAGCAGCUCCACCAGAAGCAGCAGCAGAAGCAACAGCAGCAGCAGCAGCUCCACUAGAAGCUCCCAGAAGCAGCAGCAGCAGCUCCACUAGCAGCAGCAGCAGCUCCACUAGAAGCAGCAGCAGCUCCACUAGAAGCAGCAGCAGCUCCACUAGAAGCAGCAGCAGCUCCACUAGAAGCAGCAGCAGCUCCACUAGAAGCAGCAGCAGCUCCACUAGAAGCAGCAGCAGCAGCUCCACUAGAAGCAGCAGCAGCAGCUCCACUAGAAGCUCCCAGAAGCAGCAACAGCAGCAGCAGCUCCACUAGGAGCAGCAGCAGCAGUUCCACCAGAAGCUCCCAGAAGCAGCAGCAGCAGCAGUGCCUCAUUGUUCACUCUCCACUCCAUCUCCUCCUCCUCUUGCUCCUCCUCCACCUCUUCUACCUUCGCCACCUCCUCACAGGCCACGCGAUGGCGUCACGAGUGCUGAUGAUGGUGCUGAUGAUGAUGAUGGUGCUGAUGAUGAUGGUCGUGGUGCCACACGUUCAGGCGCAAGUGGCUGGGCCCAACUUUGCGUGUGGAGGGCAUCUGUCCGGCGAGUCGGGAUUUUUCGGGAGUCCGGGGUUCCCCGAGAAAUACCUCCCGGAGCAGGACUGUGAGUGGAGGAUCACGGUUCCAAAAGAUCGAGUCGUCUUCCUCUCUUUUCGAUUCUUUGACCUGGAGAGUGACCCACACUGCAGGUACGACCACCUCUCAGUGUUUUCGGGGGUCGGGGCGGUGUCCGAGGGGGACCCCCCCCCGCAGCUGCUGGGCCGCUUCUGCGGCUCGUUCCGCCCAGGCGCCCUCGUGUCCACGUCGCACGAGCUGGUCGCCAGGUUCCACAGCGACGGCAGCGGGCAGCAGGGGGGGUUCGUGGCGUCCUACACGGCGGGGCAGCCGCACCAAGCAGCCGAGGGCUACUGUGGGGGGCUCUUGGAGAAGGAGGUGGGCUCCUUCAAGACCCCCAACUGGCCUCAGAGCAAGUAUCCUGUCGGCAUCACCUGCUCCUGGCACAUCAAGGCUCCCUCCUCCAAGGUGAUCGAGCUGUCGUUCGGCAAGUUCUCGCUGGAGCGUGACACCUUCUGUCGCUAUGACUACGUCUCCAUUCUCCAUGGCGACGGCGGAGGGAGCAACAGCAGCGCCACCAAGUUCUGCGGGGACACGGUGCCUGAGCCCGUGACCUCGCUGGGGAGGGAGCUGUACGUGCACUUCGUGUCGGACCGCAGCGUGCCGGCCGACGGCUUCAUGGCUGAGUAUCGCUUCCUGGACGUGGGCAGCCGCAAAGGAGACGGAGCGCUCCAGCCCACCACGGCAGCCGCCCAGAUACCCGCAGCCACUGUCGCGCCCACCCCUGAGCCCUGCGAGUUGCCCUGCAAGCGUCAGGGCAACCUGGAGACCAACUACUGCGCCAGCAAAUUCGCGAUGGCGGCGAAGGUGACGAGUGCAGGGCGUCGCCGCGGCCGCUCGGCGCUGGAGUUCGACGUGGCCGUGCUCGCGUCGUUCCGCGCCGAGGGCCUCGCCGUGGAGCAGGCCGGGCGCGCCGCCACCGCGCGGCUCCUCGUCGCCUGCUCCCGCUGCCCCAAGAUCAAGACCGGCCGCAGCUACAUCCUGAUGGGCCACGUGGACGCCGAGGGCCGGGCCGUGGUGGUGCCCUCGAGUUUCGUGGUCAACUACAAACCGACCCUCCGCUCGGCGCUCAGCAACAUCAAGAACCGCAACCCCUGCUGAGAGGGCGGGGGGGCUG